UCCGGCGGAGGGGGCGCGGCCUCGCCCGGGCGGCGCGGCCCGGCGGGAGGCGGCGGGGUCUGGCCCGAGCCGGGCCCUCAGGCGAGGCGUGCGUGGUAACUGUCACCUGCUGGCCAUCCCAAUAAUGAAAACUGAAGCAAAGGAUGGAGAAGAGGAAAGCCUGCAGACAGCUUUCAAAAAGCUGAGGGUUGACACCACUGGAUCUCCUGCUUCUCUCUCUGUGGGUGAAGGGACAAGUCCCAUAGCACAAGUUAGAGCAGUGGCAGAUGAAAGCAAGCCUAAGAACUUGUGUACUUCUAAGGAAACCUGGCAUGGGUCUGUGAAGAAGCCUUCAAAAGGGGUUGUGAGGACUCAGCGUCGCAGGCGUUCCAAGUCUCCAGUCCUCCAUCCUCCCAAGUUUAUCCAUUGCAGCACAAAGUCACAUCCCACCUGCAGCCAGCUGGUGCACAAGAGCCACCUUGGUGCCCAGGAGGACAGCAGUGGCCUUGGGAUGCCAGUGCCAGAGGAAGCUCCUGCACAAUGCGGUGUCGCUCCUGAUGCCCGCCAGAAGGCAGCUGAUGUCGAGGCUUUGGGAGCUUCUGUCACACAGUCUGCAUCAGAGGCCAGCCACGAGGUGUCUCCAGCUGCCCUUUCUCUGGUGUCCAAAGCAAACCUGCAGCCUGCAGAGCUUUCUGACUUCCAGUCCAUGUCCAGGCUGAGCAGGGAUGAGCCGUGCAUGUGUGCAGACGAGGCCUGCCGCUGGAGGCGGUGGCAGGAGAUGGAGGUGUAUGAGUUCUCAGGCCUGCAGAGCACCCUGCCCCUGCCACCCCUGCCACUGCCCCCUGAGAGGAGAACACUGCCUGAGGACCACUCCCAGCCUGUGCCAGCCAGAACUCCCUCAAGUUCCCCACGCUCUUGCUCUGAGCAAGCCAGGGCCUUUGUGGAUGAUGUGACUAUUGAAGAUCUUUCUGGGUACAUGGAAUACUACUUGUACAUCCCCAAGAAAAUGUCCCACAUGGCAGAAAUGAUGUACACCUGACAGCACUGAUGCCAGGAGGCUUCAGUCUGCCCUCUGCCACACUCAUGGGAGGUGCAGCCCACUGUCUACUCACUUCUUUCCAUUGCAGCUGAUGUUCAUUAUUUAAGCUGGACAAACGAUUUUGCUGGAGCUUUAUAGUUUGAGCUUGGAAUAGAUAAUGAAGUAAAAAAGUGAAUGUGUUCAGAGUGAGCCUGCCUCUACCUAAGUGACCUCACAUUGGGAAAUUCUGCCUGGUUUUCACAGUCCUCCCUGCUUCAGUUCAGUUUGUGGGCUGGGAAAAGUCUGCAGAUGAACUCUGGCAUCAUUUAGGUUCUUUGAUCUCAUGUUGUUAACACCCCAAAAAGGUUAAUGGUAGCUUUGGAAGGCUGUAACCAAUUAGCUUGUAAUUCAGCUGUCACAGUUAGGAGCUUCACCACAGAUAGUGAUUUUCAGUGAAACUCUUAGCUGCAGUCAUCAAUAAUGUCAUUGUAAAGCUCUCCUUCAUUCUGGACUGCAUUUCUUCUCAAAACAUACCCAUAUUUCAUUCCUGUCCAGGACCUUGGCAUCAUCUCUGCUUUCUAUAAUUUCAAGAGACUCCCCUGGUUAAGCUUCCAAGUCUUUAAAUCCCAAAGUCCUCUGGGAUGAACCCAGUACUGUGGUUUUAAUUUCACCUUCAAACUGGAACUUUUUCUCUGAACUCUCUCUUCUCUUUCUAGGUUUUCUGCAUUUCUUUUUCACCUGAUUUGCUUUUUUCCCCCUGGGUUUUGUGGUGUGAGCUCAGGCAGUGUGCUUUUGGACACCUGUGGCUCUGGUUUUAUUUCAUGAAGGCAUGACCAUCUCCUGCCCUCUUCUUGCUGCUGUUACCAGCUAGGCCAAUUGAGGAGACAGAGUUGUCUUUCCUUUGGCUCCAGGCAUUGUUAUUUCCUUGUGCCUGAGGAGGCUUUUCUGUCUGAUCAGCUGAGCAGGCCUCCUCCUGCCCUGCCAUUGAUGAUGCCAGUGGGAUCAGAUGCUCUUAGGCUAACAUAACAUUUGCCUGCAAGCUGCCUGGUGAGAUAAAGCUUGGAUGGUCAGAACAAGGCUGUUUCAGGAAGUUACUCUGAUCUCUCUGGUGGUGGGUAGUGGAAAAUGUAAAGCAAGUGGAACUUGCUGAGUGUCCAACAGGCCUUAAGAGACUUGUUUACAGCAGGAGAAAUGCCCUACCUUUGCCAGGGGAAUGGUUUCUCCAGUUAACCAAAGGAAACAUGAGGUGAGUGGCUCUGUUCAGUGUGGGGUUUAUGAAGCUCUAAAGCAUUUGCUUACUUCAGUGAUCUUAAUUCAUGCACUUUGGGAGUUUUGAGGUUUUUUUUAGCUUCAUUCAGCUGUGGCAAGUAUGACCUUUGGAAGUCCUUUCCAACCCAAACCAUUCUAUGAAGUAUAAUCCUUCAAGUGUUAAGAGCUGUAGACUGGAGGGGGCAGGGAUCAGCUGCACAGCAGGGAAAUCUUGAGCACUGUCUUGCUGCUUCCCUGCAGUCUCUUUACCAAACCAUUGUCACUUUAGAUGCCUUGCCCAGCUC
Molecule: messenger RNA, 2550 nt
Organism: Dryobates pubescens (Downy woodpecker)
Lineage: Eukaryota; Metazoa; Chordata; Aves; Piciformes; Picidae
Product: oxidative stress-responsive serine-rich protein 1
Exons: 4
Coding region: 125-1018 (297 amino acids)
Biological process (GO): cellular response to hydrogen peroxide
Source: RefSeq, a predicted model, not a curated record